Messenger RNA from Tripterygium wilfordii, 1101 nucleotides. Its product is annotated as ribosomal RNA small subunit methyltransferase G. The coding region runs from base 74 to 937 and encodes 287 amino acids. NCBI's taxonomy places the organism in Eukaryota, Viridiplantae, Streptophyta, Magnoliopsida, Celastrales, Celastraceae. Gene Ontology annotation, molecular function: rRNA (guanine-N7-)-methyltransferase activity. The transcript has 7 exons. The record is from RefSeq and is a predicted model, not a curated record. Gene Ontology annotation, biological process: rRNA processing. Gene Ontology annotation, cellular component: cytosol; cytoplasm.
AUGUGAGAAUUUUCUCGUUACAUGGUUCGGAGUCUUCGGACAUACCGACCACAGACAAAGUAAGAGGGUUGAGAUGUUGCUCUGGCGAAGCAGAGUACCUACCCUCCCAUUUUCGUUUUCUGUCAAGACUUUUGUCGAACAUUUCCCGGUUUCGAAACCGAUAACGUUUCGUUCACAGACUCACAAAAUCUGCUCAAAACUCGAAUCCAUCAUCAGCGUUGAAGGCUCUCCCCAUUUCAAGAACUUAAAUUCCCGUCAAAAAGAACAGAUUCAUCUCUACGUCGACGCUCUUCUCGACUGGAACCAGAAAAUGAACUUGACCGCAGUUAAAGAUGCGACUGAAAUCAUGGGAAGGCAUAUUGAGGACUCACUUGCAAUCAUGCCGCCUAUGAAGUCUUGUUAUAUCUCACAUUGUAAGAAAGCAUGUGACAAGCUCAGCCUUGUUGAUGUUGGAAGUGGACAGGGGCUGCCUGGAUUAGUUUUAGCUAUAGCUUUCCCUGGUUGGGAGGUGACGCUUCUGGAAUCGAUGAACAAGCGCUGUGUUUUCUUGGAGCAUGUGGUUGAUCUUACUGGAUUAUCAAAUGUCCAAGUUGUGAGGGGAAGAGCAGAGGAUUUGGGGCAGAAUUUUUCCUUCAGAGAACAAUAUGAUAUAGCAGUGGCCAGAGCAGUAGCUGAAAUGAGAAUAUUAGCCGAGUACUGUCUUCCUCUUGUUCGUGUUGGUGGACUAUUUGUUGCAGCAAAGGGCCAUGACCCUCAGCUGGAAGUUAGAAAUGCUGAAAGAGCAAUCCAGUUGAUGGGGGCAUCUGUGUUGCAACUGUGCUCAGUUGAAUCUCACAGCCCAUAUGGACAACGAACUGCUGUGGUAUGUUUCAAAGAUCGCCCUACCCCUAGGAGGUAUCCCCGUGAUCCAGGUACACCAGCAAAAGAGCCUCUGUGAUGUCCUCUCCACCUUCUGUUUUAUUGUAUUCUACUUUCCUUUCCUGUGCUAAUAUUUUGUAUAUUGAAUCCUUUACACAAUUAGCAAAUUAGAUAUUUGCAAAUCAAAUGUUAUGUUUUAUUAAUUGGGUAACUCCUCCUUGUGAAGUUUCGCCUUUUCCAUUC